Messenger RNA from Scaptodrosophila lebanonensis, 2004 nucleotides. RefSeq names its product lanC-like protein 3 homolog. The coding region runs from base 201 to 1460 and encodes 419 amino acids. The transcript is spliced from 3 exons. Gene Ontology annotation, cellular component: plasma membrane. NCBI's taxonomy places the organism in Eukaryota, Metazoa, Arthropoda, Insecta, Diptera, Drosophilidae. The record is from RefSeq and is a predicted model, not a curated record. Gene Ontology annotation, biological process: carbohydrate metabolic process; peptide modification.
UUACACAGCUUGAAAGGCACGACGCAACUGAAGUUAAAACCCAAAAUAUUACAAGGAAAUAUUCUCACUCGUCAUCAGGCUCUGGUUCACGGCAUAUACCUGAAACAGGCACAAUUGCUAAUCUCGCUCCGCAGACGGUUGAGCAGAAGGAGACGGGCCAAUUGACCCAGCCAGACGAAGACGACACUGACGCUAACGAGAUGGAGCGCCGUUACCUUAAGAAUCCGUAUCCCGACUUUGCUGGCGGAGAAAACACUCCACUGGCCAGCGAUGAGGAGCACAUUAAGAAUCUUAUUUGCACCUAUGUCGAUGCCAUAUUGGAGCAUUGCCACCCCAAUAACGACGAAGAGGACAAUCGUGGCGACUUGUAUGUAGGCAAUGCAGGCAUUGCCUAUAUGUUCUGGAAGCUAUCCAGCUGUGAGCAGACACGCGACUUGUAUCCAGCGCUUGAGCAUGCUGCCGCGUUUAUUCGUAAUGCCAAGGCGAAUGCAAAGCGCUACAAGAAGCGCUCAUCGGAGCGUUAUUCGUUCCUGUGUGGCAAUGCAGGCAUUUAUGCCGUAUCGGCAGCUAUCUCACAAGCUGCCAAGGAUACCGAGGAGCUGUCCAAUGAUUUGGCCAACUUUAAGUCCGGCAUACCAUCGAGCAAGGAGUACAUGCACACCAAAUACGGCUGUGAUGAAGUAUUGGUCGGUCGUGCCGGCUUCCUGUCUGGUUGCUAUUGGCUAAACGAUGUGUUGCCAGAAAAGAAGAUCACCGACGACGAUCUAGUAUCGAUAUGCCAACUGAUCAUAACCAGUGGACGUGAGUACAGUAAAAUGAACAACUCACCUUUGCCGUUGAUGUAUCAAUACCAUGGCACUGAAUAUCUGGGCGCUGCCCACGGUCUGUGUGCCAUCCUACAUAUGCUGCUAGACAGUCCAUGGUUCCGUACAGUGCCCAUUUCGGCGCCUGCAGCUGAGCUGCGCGACAUCAAGCGCUCCAUUGACUUCUUUUUGGAGCUGCAAGAUUCAGAUGGCAACUUUCCGGUUGCCCUGGAGGACUUGCGGUCGGGUCGUGACAAGCGUCUGGUGCAUUGGUGUCAUGGCGCUCCUGGUGCUGUCUAUUUGCUGGCCAAAGCCUACUUAAUAUUCAAGGAGGAGAAAUAUUUGACAUCGCUACGACGUGCCGCUGACUUGGUGUGGAAAAAGGGAUUUCUCCGCAAGGGACCUGGUAUCUGUCAUGGUGUGGCUGGCAACGGCUAUGUCUUUCUGUUAAUGUUCCGCUUAACAAACGAAAUGAAGUACCUGUACCGUGCGCACAAGUUCAUGGAAUUGCUCACCAAUUCAGAGUUUAAGCAACGCGCUCGCGUACCCGAUCGUCCGCACAGUCUGUACGAAGGUGUGGCUGGCACCGUCUGCUUCUUGGUGGAUCUACUGGAACCCGAGCAGGCAUACUUCCCAUUUAUGGAUGUCUUUCACUAAAACACUAAACAACCCCUAAACCAACCUCAGUCGCUCAUACACAACACCAGUGCAGACAAAUCAAAAUAACUUUCAGAUCAGGGAGUUAAAAUUUUAACAUUUUUUUAAUAGGUUUUUCUAGUCAUUUAUAUAUUUUGUUUGCUUCUGGUUGUUGAUGUUCUUCAUGGCUUGCGCAUUAUGAUCGAUCUCAUGAACCUCAGUGUCCAGCUCACUUUAUUGAGUGGACCCCUCACGCCUGGCGAUUGCCUCGAACACACCGAACGCAGGAUGUUCCACUCAUUCUCAUAUCAAAAUUCUCUGUGCUUUAAGCUAAGCAAUUAAUUAACAUACACACAAUAUACACAUACAAAUAUACAUACAAUAUAUUAUAAUAUAUACAUACACAAGCAUAUUAUAUUUAUAUACAAAUACUUACGAGACAGGCAGUCUCUUAUACAUAAACAUAUUGUGCUUUAUACUUAAUGAAGAGCUCUAAAUUCUAUUGUCAAUAAAAUUGUACUAUUUUAUAUGAAAUACAUACAACAUGAACAUAUGCAUAACAAUA